GACCUUUAUUCUGCUUGACGGCUUUCUGGCGCCUUUGUAGCGGCUGCCACGAUGACUUGUCUCUAGGCAUUCUGUUCGAUAUCUGUGAAUUUGAUGUUGAUGUGCAAAGUAAAGAUUUAGUUCGCAGAAGCUGCGAGAGCAGUGUCGCAAGGCAAGUGCAGCCGAGGCGCGCGUCAUGCGCAGCCGAGCUACAGUUGCAGCACGAAGACCCCUGUACCAUCGCUACCUGUUAUCUUCGCUAUAUCAUCUUAGAGCUCAUUGUUGAAGACAUCAUGGCCGACGUAGAUGACAAGGAAAAGGCCGAGAAGCUCGCUGCCGCGAAGAAGCGCCCAGUUCGAGGAGUUGAAGAAGAAGCAGAAAGGGAAGAAGGGCGGAAAGAAGAAGGCUGACAAGACUGAUGCCACGGAAGAGAAGGAAGACACGGCCGCAGAGACUCCAGCAGACAACGAAGCACUAGAUGCCGAUACCGAUGCCCCCGCGGAAGAUAACCCCACCGAGGACACGCCUGUAGUCGCAGACACAGCAGAGGUUGUGAGCGAGGGGACAGGGGACGAUAAGGCUGAAGAAGCGGCAGCGGAAGAGGCAGCCUCAGAAAGGCUGUCGCACGAGCGCAAGCCAUCGCAAUCCGAGCAAUCCAGACAACGAUCUGCCUCAUUCAGACAGAACUCUGGCCUCACAUCUCCUAGCCUGUCUAAAUCACCUGCUCUUCCACCCAUCAGCGCAGAAGACGAGGUUCAAGACAUAUACCGCAAGCAAGCUUCGCGCAUUGAGGAGCUGGAGAAGGAGAACAAGGCUCAUCAGGAUACGCAAUCCAAGCUGCAGAAGGCAGAGGAUGAGCUGGAACAGCUGAGAGAAAGCAGUGGCGAUGUCGCCGAACUCAAGACCAAGGCUGCCUUGGCUGACAAGCGCCACGAUGAGAUUGAGAAGCUGACAUCCGACUUGUCGUCGGUGCAGCGACAGCUCUCACAGGCUCAACAGCAAGUGGCUGACAAGCGACGCAAAUCGAAUGCCAGUCCUUCGCGCGAAAUCCAGGCACAACUAGCAUCCAAAACGUCGACCAUCGAGUCGCUGGAGCUGGAGUUGUCAAACCUGAGAAACCAAUACAACAUGUCGCAAUCUUCGGUUUCGGCUCACGAAGCUACAAUCAAAGAGCUGGAGCAACGGGCCACCACAGCAGAGCAGGCUGCCGAAACAGCACAGAAAGAGAUCGAGACACUGAAGGAGACCAUCAACAAGCCCGUGGAGACGGAGAAGAGCGAGGCUGAAGAUCCAGUCGCUCUGCAAGCAAAGAUUACAACUCUUGAAUCCGACCUACGUACCGCUCACGCUUCUGCAGACACUGCAGCCAGUCGCGCUACUUCGCUUGAACAAAAGAUCGAGACCUUGACCAAACUUCAUAAGGACCAAGCAAACACUCACGAUACUCAGAUCAAGGAUCUGACCUCCAGACUCGCUUCCCUGAGAACCUCCCAAACCUCCGCCGCCAACAACACAGACUCCAUCGCCGACGACGCAAUCGACAUGGAGCGUGAACAAUUACAACAGCGCAUCCGCGACUUGGAAGCCGAAAAUACAGAUCUCCGCCGUGGUGUAUGGCGUGACCAGAGAGCUGCGUUACAACCAGAUAUCAAUGACGCCUCGCCAGGAUAUGAAGACGUCGAUCUCAGCAACCCUUACGCGGCGCCCUCGUCUGCUCAACGCCCUUCUGCUCGUACAGGCAGCAGCUUCCAAGAUGUGCUCCAGAGUGGCAUCAACGCGUUUACUGGUGGCCAGAGAAAGCAAUCGCUGGGUCUUUUGAGUGAAGAAGACUUUGACGAGGAUUCAUUCCGCGUCGCUCAGGAAGAAGAAGGCAAAAAGAGGAUCGAGAGGAUCCGAGAAGUCAAGCGAGGACUCGAGGAUUGGAGGGGAUGGCGUGUGGAUCUCGUUGAUCUGAGAGCUGGAGGUCUGGGUGGUGGUGCAGCUACUGGACCUAUGUUCGAAGUCUGAUCAUGAGCAUCAGUACAACAAUUCAUACACACGAUU
Molecule: messenger RNA, 2022 nt
Organism: Aureobasidium subglaciale EXF-2481
Lineage: Eukaryota; Fungi; Ascomycota; Dothideomycetes; Dothideales; Saccotheciaceae
Exons: 3
Coding region: 286-1986 (566 amino acids)
Source: RefSeq, a predicted model, not a curated record